Molecule: messenger RNA, 3559 nt
Organism: Thamnophis elegans (Western terrestrial garter snake)
Lineage: Eukaryota; Metazoa; Chordata; Lepidosauria; Squamata; Natricidae
Gene: DMTN
Product: dematin actin binding protein
Exons: 16
Coding region: 185-1390 (401 amino acids)
Biological process (GO): actin filament bundle assembly; cytoskeleton organization; lamellipodium assembly
Cellular component (GO): actin cytoskeleton; plasma membrane
Molecular function (GO): actin filament binding
Source: RefSeq, a predicted model, not a curated record
UGCCGUGGGCGACGGAGGGGCGGAGGCAGCAUCUCCUCAGCCGCGGAGGUGACGGGCGCAGCGGCGGCGGCGGCGGGGAAGGGAUGCUGGCGGCGGGGCGGAAGGGUUUUCCCGGCCGAGGCCCGCGGCUCCUGGGAAGGACUUGCUGAGUGAGCCACCCGAGGCUGCCUACAGUGGAGGCUGGAUGGAAAAGUUGCAGAAGCCGUUGAAGUCCCCGAGGAGCAUCGUCCUCUCGGCUCGGGGAUCAGGGCCCCCCGGAUCUACCUCCAGCAUCACGGCCAAGAUGGACGAUGAGGUCCUGGGCUAUAAGGACUUGGCGGCCAUCCCCAGGGACAAGGCCAUCCUGGACAUUGAGCGCCCUGACCUGAUGAUCUACGAGCCCCACUUCACCUACUCCCUCCUUGACCACGUGGAACGGCCAGGCAGCCGAGAGCCUUCACUCUCGCCCACGUCUCUCUCUCCUCCCCCAUCGCCAGAAGUCAGCCACGAGUGGGCAGAGGCCAAAUCCCCAGGGAGCGUUGGCAAGGCCUCUGGGCGCCGGGCCGGCAGCAGAAACCACUCUGGACUCCUCCAGCACUUCCAUCAUCCUGACACCAACACGGCAGAGAUGAACAUCUACAAGAAGCCGCCCAUCUACAAGCAGAGGGAGGCUGCGCUGGCUCCGACUCCCGAGACCAAAAGGCUGAUUGAGGGCCUGAUCAUUGAAUCCUCCAAAUUCCCCGCUGCUCAGCCGCCCGAUCCCAGCCAGCCUGCCAAGAUUGAGACGGACUACUGGCCCUGCCCGCCCUCCCUGGCGGUUGUCGAGACUGAGUGGCGGAGGCAAAAGGCGUCCAAGAGAGGGGAGGAGGUGGAUGAGGACACAGAAGAGCAAAAUCUCCUGGAGCUGCAGGAACAAGAGCUGAGCAAGGUGGCCUCCAAUCUGGGCAGACUCAUCCUGAAGGAGGAGAUGGAGAAAUCUCUGCCAAUCCGCAGGAAGACCCGCUCUCUUCCAGACCGAACUCCCUUCCACACCUCUUCGCACGGAGGAAGCUCAAAAUCAGCAGCCCCUCAUGCCUCUGGGAGACACACGCUUGCCAGGCUGCAGUCGACCGAGUUUGGAACCGGCAGCAGUGAAAAAGUUGGUCCAGGUCUGCAGAAUGGCCAGAAAAGCCGCAUGGACAGAGGCAGCUCCCUCCCCAGCAUGCUGGAGCAAAAGAUUUAUCCAUAUGAGAUGCUGCUGGUGACCAACCGAGGGCGGGUCAAACUGCCCCCAGGAGUGGACCGGACGCGGCUUGAGCGGCACCUGUCGCCCGAGGACUUCCAAAGGGUCUUUGAAAUGCUCCCGGAGGAGUUCUCCCGCCUGGCCCUGUGGAAGCGGAACGAGCUGAAGAGGAAGGCCUGUCUCUUCUGAGCCCCUCGCAGCCGCCUGCCCAGCGUGAGCAAGUGCCGCGUGUGUCCUGCAUCACAGAGGCUUUAGGGCGCCUCUUCAGCAGGUGCCAAGGAACACUCCUCCCCCCCAUCCCAGCCAUGAGGAAGCCGGCCGGCCCCAGGCGGGCAGGGGAGAAGGAGCCGCCCGGGAGUGUGGAGCCGCCCCCCCGCCCCUCUCUGAGCAUGAGCCAGAACUGGAGCAGCUGGGUGGGGAAGGAGGGGACGCUCCUUUGCUUCCCUGGCACCCGAGAGGCCCCUCCUCAGCCGCCAUCCAGGAGGAGUGAUGGUGUUGGGGCCUUGGUUGUCCCCAUGGCCAAAUGGCCUUGCCGCCUCUUCAGCAAGCUUUGUGGAGCAGGCACCUCAAAACAGAGGCACCUCGAAAGGGCCAGUCCCUUCCCCCAGCUGCCUUCGUUCUCCCCCUUGGCAGUUGGGACCUUUGAUUGCCCAGGCUUGCCCCCCUGGAGCGUUAGGCCUUCUUUGUGCACGUUUAGUCAUUCCAGAGCGACUGGUCUGUGGCUGAACUUCCCUCACAGCUGAGCCGAGAGUGUGCAGAGACCCCGUUGCCUCCAUCGCCCGCAAGCAAGCAUUCAAUUGAGUAGAGAUGGACACGGACGGAACUGCUGCUCUAAGCAGCAAGAGCCUGGCGGCAGGGGCACCUGGAGGAGAACCGCCCCGAUUGCUGCUGGCUGCAGGGAGAGCAGUGAUGGGGGAUCAGGAGGCGCCUCUUUGUUCCAAUUAUGCUGACAGGCACAAGGCCAAAGUCGUCCUCCUCACUGCAGGCCUUGGGGUGGGUGUGGAAUCUCCAGCUCACCCGUGAAAAGGAAAACCCCAUAGAAAAAUCAGGCAAGAGAAGCGACCUGCCCAAAGUUCACUUGCAAAUAGGAGCUCUGAGGGACUGAGACUGGUGGGGGCAUCUCCACCCAUCCUGGCAAGCGCCCUCCACAGGAUGCCAUGCUCAGCAGAAGGGAGGCUGCCGCCUGGUGGGCUCUUGAGGGACCUGGCACUUUAGGACGGGCGUGAAGGAAGUGGCAGCUUCUCUCGCAUUUCAACUCCCCCGAAAUGGUGAAUCCCAAGGGUCCCACCUGAAAUCUGGCUGCCUGGGAACAAAGCAGCUGUGCCACGGGUUGCUAGGAACUGCCUGCAGAGACUGGAACUCAGCUCACCCACUCCCCCCCCGGCCCGUCACUCCACUCCGUGCAAAUGUAGAGCGCUAUUGAUGUAAAUGUUCUUCAAAUGGGCCUCUGACUGUAGUUCAGUCCCACCCACCUACUUUUGCUGAUGUUAAACUCUGUGACCGUUUCCCCCUUUUUAAUUAAACGUGAAGCAGCUUCAUUCAAAAAGCUUUGUUUCGGGCUGGUGUUUCCUCGGAAGCCAGGUUGGUAGGUGGCUCCAUUCACUUGGGGGAUAGGAUUCUAAAAGAGGGGUCCCCAAUCCCCGGCCCAUCUCUGGGCCUCGGGCUGUUCAGAAACAGGUUUUGGAAGUGGUGGCCAAGGCUGCACCCCUCCACCGGUCGCAAAGCCGAAACAGUUGGAGAACUCUCUUCUCAUGCCUUCCAGCUAAUUGAGCUGUUUCUGAGAUUGCAUUUCCCGCAAGUCAAUGCAGGAGCCCUUCUCACCGUCAGCAGCUCUGCUCUGGCGCUCCCUCUUAAGCCGACCUGGCAGAGCGGAGACUCCUGUCUGCCAGAGAGGAAGGCCUUGUGUCCUGGACAAGCAGGCAGGUGACCCUGGGAAAGGGAAUCUGGGUCUGCAGGGCCUUCUGAGGGAAAUGAAACCCCCCCCCCCGAGGGGGAGCGGGGGGGCUAAGAACAAAAGACACGGACAAAAGCUAUAUUGGGGAACUUCAUGUUUUCAGCUAUAGGAAGCUCCAGAUGCUAUUUUAUUCACUGUGCUAUUUUGCCACAGUUUCCUUCUUUGCCUUAGUGCAGGGAUGUUCAAACUUGGGAACUUGAAGACUUGUGGAAUCCACAAGUCUUCAAGUUCCCAAGUUUGGACAUUGCUGCCUUAGUGGGAUUCUGCUCAGAAGAAUCUUGAUUGAACGUUUUCCUUUUUGUUGGCUUCUUCUCCCACCUGAAGACCUGCCACCUUUGGUAAAGACGUCACCUAUUUACAGCUGGCGGCUUAACAUCGUCCUCCUGUGGCCAACUUCGUUCUUC